AUGCUAGUUCGUUCCAAUUUUGACUUCACAGAGGACCUGGAACCUGCUCAAGUCAACUGUGACCAGCUGCAGGCAAAGUCCCUCCACCCAAGGGUAGUAUCUAUGUCGGACCCAUGUUUCAGACAACUGGACCCAGGCUCCAGCAUUUCCUACAAGGUGGCCUUACCGUCUGUUUACUUUGAUUCCUUCCUACCAGGACAAUGUUACAAAAUCCUCUGGGUCGGCGGGCAAAUCUUUCUGUGGGACUGGGGCACACUAGCAGAGCAUUAUGGCCGCACUCUCGGCCCUAAUUCGACUGCAGUGGUCCUGCCGGGCGGGCCGCGGCAUUUCCUGAGCAUUGCCCCUGAGGAAAGCGAUAUAGACGAUGUAGGCCCAUUGCCGCCUUCGCCCCAGCCCAUUUUGGCAUCUGCCAGGAUGAGUGGCGCCCCGGUCUUCAGCCUCACCAUCGCUGGACCUGCUACGCUAUCGAUGAGAGAUCGCAAUCCAGCAGGUAGACUACGCUAUUCUGUCACAAUGACACUCUCAUAUGAUGCAGCACCGAAUGGCUUAGACGGAAUGCCUGUCACAUUCCAUACGUUUAUAUUCAAAGACAUCGACCGCCGUCAGGAGGGUUUCAGGCUCUACCUUAGACAAAAGGAUGACUGGAGCCCGCAUGAGAUUGCAGGCUCAUUCACACACCACGAAUACAGAUUUUCUGAGCGUGUCCCAGUAAAUGUUGGCCACGACAACCAGGACAAAUUUGGGGCUCUGGUGCCUGGUGAGUCGUGGUCAUUCAAGCGAGAAGUGACUGAUUUCCCAACGAAUGUGUCGCCCGGUGAUAAACUCCGGUAUGGGUUUAAAGGAGCUCAACUUGACUGGUGGGAUUGGGGACACUUUCGGGAUCAUGAAAAUACUGUGGUGUGGAUUAAUGGCAAGGUCCGCGAUCCCAAAGACAAUGGGGGCCGACCUGGGCUUGUGGUGCCGGCUAGUAACUGGGUCGAGUUUACAGUGAUUGAAUGA
Messenger RNA from Aspergillus fumigatus Af293, 999 nucleotides. NCBI's taxonomy places the organism in Eukaryota, Fungi, Ascomycota, Eurotiomycetes, Eurotiales, Aspergillaceae. The record is from RefSeq and is a predicted model, not a curated record.